CAGGCCGGGUCACUACAGUUUCUCUGUAUCUCUCAGUGGAAAUGGCAGUUCUUCUCUUUCACACAUCUCACUGCGCAUGAGCUCCAGUGCUGCUGUGCUGGUGUUGCAGUGUGGAGCCACCAGGGGGCAGCAGUGUGCAGACACUCCGCACUCUGAGAGCAACAGCGUGCUGGGAUUCACACAGGGGACAGAGCACCUGUGGCCUCUGGCUGUGAGCCCAUUCCAGGAAAUCUCUUACCACUUUCGCAUAGCCCAGUCUCAGGAGGUGACCUGUGACAGCCAGCCUGAAGAGGAGGCAGCGACGCCUCUCUUCUCUGAUUACCACUUCCUGUUCUGGCGGAGCUGUGCGUGAGGCGUGCGGCUCCCGGGGGGGCUACUGCUGCAUUCUGGGACCAAUAUCCACUGUGCCCCCCCGUCCUGUCAGCCUGCCUCUGUCCUCCAGGGCACUUCUCUCACGCUCUAUAGUCUAUGUACCCACAUUUAUCCUGUUUUUUUUUUUAAUAUUUCACGUUCCAUUUGAAAAAUCUCUCUUAUGUUUUCCGAAAACGAUGAAAAUCUCUCGGCAGCAGGUGUUUGCUGGCGAUGGAUUUUUGGUGGGACCUGCGCACUCGAACCGGACGGACUGGUGUGGGACUUGAGCUCUGUGAGGGACAAAAAAAA
Molecule: messenger RNA, 660 nt
Organism: Lepisosteus oculatus (spotted gar)
Lineage: Eukaryota; Metazoa; Chordata; Actinopteri; Semionotiformes; Lepisosteidae
Source: RefSeq, a predicted model, not a curated record